UCCCACCGGAGAUCCCUCCGAAUCUUCCCCUCCUUCACAUCCUCUCCUUCUCAAUCCUCCCAUUUUCACUUUGUACAUAUUAAAUUGUCUCAACUCUUUGCUGUGUAGAACGCAAAAACAAAAACAGCUUGUAGUGGACUAGCUAAAAGAUCCUUCAAAUAUUCUUAUUAUGUCUUCUUUUUGUGUACAUAAAACCUGAAAAUUGAAACACAAAAACAAGAGAACAGAAACAAAAAUGAGAUCUUUGAAUUCGCGGUUUGUGCUUAUAGACAUUAACAGUUCAUGGCACGCAGCCAACAAGAUGAUUCCAAUCUCAACUAUGAGUUACCUCAACACCUCAAUCUCGUCGUCAUUUCGUCGAACGCGUCGUGGCCGUAAAACAAUCUUUUCUCAGAACUCACCACCGCCGUCGAUUCAGUCACCGAGCUUCAGACGGCCGAGCGAUCGGGUCGCGUCUAGAAAUGGGUUGGUGGCGGAUUCUCAAAACUCGGAUUCGACUUCGAGGUCCGUGGGAGAUAAUGAGCUGGAGUUGUUUAUUGAAUUGUUGCCAUUGAAAAUGAGAAGGGGUUUGUGUAUGCAUAAGGAUCUUGGUGAGUUGAUUGAGGUGGUGAUGGACUUGGGAAGAAAGCCUCUUGCUCGGUUCCCUUCUGGGGAUUGGGUGAUCUCAGAACAAGUUGUGAAGCAUGAAGAUUUAAUGCAUGCAAUAUCUAAGGUUGGAGAUUUCGCAGACGAUAACCGCUCGGGUAUUGAUAGAUCUUUACAUCGAAUAAGUGCAAUUCGAAACCGUAAAAUGCAAAUCAUUGGUCUCACUUGUCGGGUGGGUCGAGCAGUAUCUGGAAGUGCUGAGAUCCUGCGGGACUUGGUCGAAGGGGGAGGAUCCAUCUUGGUCAUAGGUCCUCCCGGAGUUGGUAAAACAACCUUUAUCAGAGAAAUAGCUAGAAUGUUGGCAGAUGAGCACAUGAAGCGCGUUGUCAUUGUAGAUACAUCAAAUGAGAUUGGAGGUGAUGGAGAUGUACCUCAUGCAGGAAUCGGUCGUGCAAGAAGGAUGCAAGUUCCUAAUGUUAAUAUGCAGCAUAAUGUUAUGAUUGAAGCAGUUGAAAAUCAUAUGCCUGAGACCAUCAUAAUUGAUGAAAUAGGAACAGAGCUUGAAGCAUUAGCUGCCAGCACUAUUGCACAACGAGGAGUCCAGCUAGUUGGAACAGCACAUGGAAUGACUAUAGAGAACAUAAUUAAGAAUCCUUCUCUCCAGAACCUUGUUGGGGGCAUAGAGAGUGUAACUCUUGGUGACGAGGAAGCAAAGAAAAGGAAAGUACAGAAGACAAUUCUUGAAAGGAAAGGGCCUUCUACUUUUACAUGUGCUGUUGAAUUGAUAUCUAGGACUGAAUGUCGUGUUCAUCACAGAUUAGAUGCAACGGUAGAUGCUAUACUGGCAGGGAAAUCUCCUCUCUUUGAGGUUCGCAAAAUGGAUGCUGAAAAUGAUGAUCCUCUGAAGUUUACUCCCAUAUUUAGAGAGAGCUAUCUAGAAGAAUCUGAACUGACUAUAAAUGAAGACAAAAGUUCUGAAGUGGAAUCUGAUGAAGAAGAUGAAGAUUAUUCUCCGAUUCACUUCAAGAAACAGAAUGCUAAGAAAUCUUUGAUCAAGAGGAGCUUGCCAGUAUGCGUCUAUACAUAUAAGAUCUUAGAAGCCGAUCUACUACAAGUAGCAAAAGUAAUGGGGCUAGAGGACGAGAUUGAUGUCACUGAUGACAUUGGAACAGCAGAUGCAAUUCUUGCAUCCAGUACCGAAAUGAAGCAGAACCCAUGGAUCCGUGGAGUUGCUAAAUUCCACCAAUUGCCAAUAUUUGUUAUCAAGUCAAAUGCCAUGGCACAAAUGGUCAAGGCAGUUCGUAUGAUUCUCGGGAUGGAAUCAUUUGGCUCAAAAUCAAAACAGACCCUCAAAGGUUCCUUUGACAUUGAAAUUGAAGAUGAUGCACCAAAAAGAAAACCCACCUUGGAAGAGAUUGAUGCCUUGGAGGAGGUACGCCUAGCAAUUGAAUAUAUUGUAAUUCCUGGAGGGGAGCCAGUGGAGCUUCUCCCACGACGCUCUGAAAUAGUUGCGCGGCAGCUUGAGCUUGUGAAGAGCUAUCAUUUGGCCGCAGAAAAUUCAGGUACAGAAUUGAAUCCUAGGUUGCAGAUUCUUCCACUGAGAUUAAACAAGAAGUUUUCUUCUAAAUCUUCCAAAUCUGGUUCAACUUUACAAAAGGAAACAUCCCAAAAAUCACUAACCAGCAGUGAUGGAGGUACCAGUGUCACCAGGCUGCCACUCUUGCCUGAAUAAUUCAACCAUCUCUUCAAAUGCAACAUAUGUCAAUCUUUUGGUUGAUACAUACACCGAUUCAUGUACAUAAUGUAAUUAUUUAACCUUGUGAAAUACUGUGAUAACAAUUUGUUGUCAUUUCGUCUCCAUUUUAAGGAAUGAAAACUUUAACACAA
Messenger RNA from Pistacia vera, 2472 nucleotides. RefSeq lists its product as uncharacterized. Gene Ontology annotation, molecular function: ATP hydrolysis activity. Lineage: Eukaryota; Viridiplantae; Streptophyta; Magnoliopsida; Sapindales; Anacardiaceae. Bases 236 to 2317 code for a protein of 693 amino acids. The record is from RefSeq and is a predicted model, not a curated record. The transcript has 9 exons.